Molecule: messenger RNA, 924 nt
Organism: Paraphaeosphaeria sporulosa
Lineage: Eukaryota; Fungi; Ascomycota; Dothideomycetes; Pleosporales; Didymosphaeriaceae
Product: L-lactate dehydrogenase
Exons: 2
Coding region: 1-924 (307 amino acids)
Biological process (GO): carboxylic acid metabolic process
Cellular component (GO): cytoplasm
Molecular function (GO): L-lactate dehydrogenase (NAD+) activity
Source: RefSeq, a predicted model, not a curated record
AUGCCAGACUCCAAACUCAGCUCUUCGAUCGCCAUUGUAGGCGCCGGCGAUGUCGGUGCUACGAUUGCCUUCUCUCUCAUCAUGAACCCCGUCGCCGGCGAUAUUCUGAUGGUCGAUCCCAAGGAGGAAGUCAGAGACGCGCAGAUUCAAGAUUUAUCGGAUGCUACAUUUCACGGCGACACGAGCACACAGAUACGGGCAGGCACCCACAAAGAGGCAGGACAAUGCGACAUCAUCGUCUUUACUGCCGGCGCGAAACAGAAGAAAGGCGAAUCACGCGCCGACCUAAUCGGCCGUAAUAAAUCGAUUCUCGAAUCCGCAAUAUCUGACAUGCAGCCGUUUGCAAAACACACAAUCCUUCUGCUCGUUGCCAACCCUGUCGAUGUGAUCACCUACUUCGCACAGAAGUACUCUAACCUUCCUAAGUCGCAAGUCAUCGGCUCUGGUACCUUCCUCGAUAGUGCGCGUUUGCGCGGUGUUCUCGCAGCGAAGGCUGAGGUUUCCGCAUCCAGCAUCGACGCCUACGUCCUCGGCGAACACGGCGAGUCACAAUUCGUAGCCUGGAGCGCCGCAUCGAUCGGCGGCGUGCCUCUCGAACAGACACUCCUGCCAAACACCAAACUGGACAAAGCCGCCAUUGCAGAAGAUACGAAGAACAAGGCCACCAGCAUCAUUGAGAACAAGGGUGCGACGAACUAUGGCAUUGGCGCUGUGACUGCAAGUAUUUGCAAGAGUAUACUGUCUGAUCAGAGGAACAUCAGACCGGUGAGCCAUUACCAGGAGGAUUUGGGUGUGUGCCUGAGCAUACCGGCGGUGAUUGGGCGGCAAGGUCUGGUCAGGACGAUUGAGGUGGGGCUUAACGAAGAGGAGAAGACGAAGCUGAAGAAGAGCGUGGAGGCACUCAAGGAGAUCAUCAAUGCAUGA